Messenger RNA from Daphnia pulex (common water flea), 4249 nucleotides. RefSeq names its product facilitated trehalose transporter Tret1-2 homolog. The coding region runs from base 2221 to 3825 and encodes 534 amino acids. The transcript is spliced from 7 exons. NCBI's taxonomy places the organism in Eukaryota, Metazoa, Arthropoda, Branchiopoda, Diplostraca, Daphniidae. Gene Ontology annotation, molecular function: sugar transmembrane transporter activity. Gene Ontology annotation, biological process: carbohydrate transport; transmembrane transport. The record is from RefSeq and is a predicted model, not a curated record. Gene Ontology annotation, cellular component: membrane.
UCCAAACACAAGUGUCAUCUAAUCCAACGGGGGAGUUUCACCGUUCAGUUCCACGUUUUCGACCGCUGUGAUGACGUCACACGGUAGGCGGAAAAAAAUCGUGCACCAUCCCGUCAUUGAGCCUCGGAAAUAUUCCAGCGUACUCUUGACCGAGACACGCUGGAUAAACCCGACCGCCUAAAUAUAAGAGAAGAGCUCUUCAUUGUUCUGUUCCAAUGAAAUUCUAUUUCCACCUCUCACGUUGUUCGUGAUUUUUCUUCCAAGAGACGAGCCGACUCGAAUCGGUUACUUGACUGCCCUUGGGCACCAUCACAUUACGUAUCUCUCUCUCAUUUGGGGAGUGUUGUUUUUAUCUUUCCCGUAAAAUAAAUUUUUUAAAAAAGGCCAGAGAGAGAGAGAAAGAAAAAGAGACAGACAGCGGAGCUAGAGACCUUGUUUUACAUUUUUGGGUGAGAACGGGAGAGACCUUAAUAAAACGCUCUGAAUAAUAGAAAGGCGAAUAGCUAGCUCGCGACGUGUGAGGAUAAAGAGACGCAAAGUGUGUAUAGAGUUUUCGAGCUUUUUCUUUUUCUGAUUUUACCCAGAGAACACAGCGGGUGACCCCAAUUCAUUUCGGUUUGUGCCUAGGAUAUAGUGGGCGGUGUAUUCACCGGUGUAUACCGGACAGCAAGACCUUUUGGCUGUUAAAGAGUGAACGCCGGUGCCAACGAGUCUGUCUGGGUCUGACACAAUAAUCCAUUGCACCUGGGAUUUUUCUUGUCUUUGGGGUAAAAUAAAAAUAAAGAAAUGGGAAUUUUUCCAACAGUUCCAAGUCUGGCAGAGUUCAGCGACUGUCAUAUUGCCUUUUUGGUUUUGUUGAUUCCAUGUCAAAUGGGUACGAAUAUGUCUAGCGUUCACUUCUGCUUUUGUUUUUUAUCCCCCAUAAUCAAAUCCAGCGCUGGGUCGUGUUAUGUUUUAAACCAGUUGGAAGCGGAAAGAUAGUUAGGAAAAGGGCUCGGGAUCAAUCAGAUCUCAUCAGCGCGUUAAUAUUUAUAAACAAAUAAGCAACUCUGCCUUUCCGUCGUUGUCGUACUACGAAGGCAUCGAGUCUGAAAAACUUAGUUAAUUAGGAUCCUUUUACUGUUUGCUACGUACGACGACUCAAGGUGCCAGCAGUAUAGAGUACGGCGCGUGUACCCCGCAACCUUGGCUCGAUUGGCUUUGCUGGGAUCGACGCUGCGACACAAUACUUUAAUAAUAAGGUAAUUGAAUGCGCUCCGAUGUUGGUAGUUUUGAAAAUGGCUCCCUUUCAUUCUCUCUUCGAUGGCCUUCGACUAGUCUUCAAUUCUUCUUGAAUAAUGCGGGUCGCAUGAUCCAAUAUUGACAAUAGCCGACCGAGACCAAACAAAAAGUGAAAAUGUACACGACAGGUAAACAACAAAACGACGUUCGGUCAGGAAUAUAAAAACCGCCAGCAAGUUUUAUAUUCCCCCCUUUUUUUUCAAUGACCAUAUGUUUGAAUAAACCCACACACACACACAACAGUAGUAGUACGGGGACCUGUGGGGGCCCCCCACCGUGUGCUGUACAGCAGCAGCAACUGGUUGUUGUUUUCUUUUCUUCUUCUAUUCACAUUUCUUUUUCGUCGUUUUCCUUUCUCACGCCAGAGUUGCCGAGGAGUUUCGUGAGUUCCAACUUUUCUCGGACGGACGGCAGCAGCAGCCAGAGGUUGCUGGCUGACUCCAGUAUAACCAGCACACGUAUAAAAAGGGUUCGGGAAAUGUUGGCGGCCCUCAAGUCUCUGCUUCUGUCGGAUCCGAGACAGUCGAUCGUUUUGUUUCAUCCGCACCACCACCGCCGUGUUUUAUUUGUACAUGAUUAUUUAUUUCUGAUCGCUCCAUCCAUAUUCUUCACGCGGGAGAGUCAAUUCGGGAAUAAGAAGAAGAAAACAAGUUUAGUUUCUUGAUACUCGUUCAAGUUUCUCCGGGACAAUUUUUCUAUUCCUCGGCCUCUUUUGUUUUGAUAAAAAGUUUGUUAAUGAAAUCUCUUGGCCCGGCAAUUGCUUAGCGUGAAGUGGGAGCGCAACCGGUUGCCGAAACUUUAUUGUAAAGAGAAACAGUCUCGAAAGCAAUUUGACAUUGUGUGCUGCUGCUGCUGCUGCUGCUGUGUGCCUGGAUUUCCUCCUUCUUUUUUUUCCCCUGGUACGAGAUAUUUCCCGCGUGUGCGCUUGUUGACGUAGUCAUGGCGGCGAUCAAUAAGGCUUUCGUUUCUGAUGAUGACUUCAAAGAAACCAGCAGUCGUCGUCGUCAGGAUCGUCCUACCCCGAACAACAAGGGCACAGUUUGUCACGUAGACAUCGACGGGAUCGAUGACUCCCGGGCGCCCAAGUUAUCUCAGAUUUUGGCCACUUUGCCAGCGCUAUUGGGGGCCUUCGUCCUGGGCACAUAUCUCGGCUGGGCCAGUCCUGUAAUGCCCCAAUUUAAAUUGACCAACUCCAGCACAACGACCGGCGGUAAUAACGAACAUGACGGAAAUGUGUGGCACUUGUUGCUGGACGAAGAUCAAAUGUCGUGGGUGGGAUCGCUGAUUAACGUCGGGGCCGUCGUCGGAUGCCUUUGCGGUGGUUACCUCAUGGACCGAUUCGGUCGAAAGGUCAUCCUGGCCGUCGUCUUUUUGCUCUACAUCGUCGGCUACCUUCUCAUCACGUUGGCAGUGGAUCCAAGUAUGCUCUAUGUCGGGCGGAUUGUUGGCGGAUUAGCCGGAGGCAUCUGCUGCGUCGUCGCUCCGAGUUACAUAGGUGAAACAACGACCAUCUCGAUGCGGGGAGCUCUGGGUAUGCUCUUUUCAGCCAUGAUGUCCGCCGGGAUUUUGGCUACAAGCCUUCUAGGAUGGCUGGAUUGGCGCUGGAUUUCGGCCAUCUGUACCAUUUUCCCCGUUGUGGUUCUCGUCGGAGUCAUUUUCGUGCCGGAUUCGCCAUACUUUUUGGUCAAACAAGGUCGGCUGGACGAAGCGGAAGGUUCGCUGCUCUGGUUGCGAGGCAAUAAUCACAAUUACGUCAAGGCCGAACUGAGCCGGAUUGAGGCUCUGGUUGCGGAGGAUGCGGCUCAAGAUUUUAAAUUCUCAGACAUUAUCCGGCCGGGAGUUUACAAGCCGGUACUCAUCGGAAUUGGACUGAUGGUCAUCCAGCAGCUGUCGGGCAUCAACGCAGCACUUUUCAAUUCGGUGGAUAUUUUCCGCCUGUCCGGAUCCAGCCUCGAUGGACUCGUCAGUGCCGUUAUCCUCAACUUUGUUCUGUUGAUAGCGGCUCUAUCGUCGUCCGUUCUGGUGGAGCGACUAGGCCGGAAGAUGUUGUUCUUACUGUCGGAAAGUUUGACUUGUUUGUCCGUCGUGGCGCUGGGCGGCUACUUUUACGUUCUGGAGAACGAUCCGGCCACUGCGCAGCGGUUCGGAUGGGUCCCGUUGACGUUGCUCAUCACCUUCAUCGCCGUAUUCGCCGCCGGAGUGGGUCCGCUUCCUUGGCUCGUGGCAGGUGAGGUCAUGCCAGCCAAGUUUAAAGGUCCCGGUAGCAGCAUUGUAGCCUUCACUAACUGGAUCACAUCGUUCAUUGUCACCAAAGUCUUCAUUGACAUGCAACGAAGCCUCACCAAUGCCGGGACUUUUUGGGUCUUUGGAAGUUUGUGUUUCGUUGGCAUCUUGUUCGGCAUUUUCAUCCUGCCCGAAACAAAAGGCAAAACUCCGGAACAGAUCCAGGCUCUAUUCGCCACCGACGUGUCUGAGCCACCAAAGUCUGGCGUCAACAUCAAUUCGACGACGACGUCAUCGGUAGACCAGCCGUCCCAUUUCUGAAUUGGCGGAGAUGGCAUCCUUGUCCUAAAUUAUACAAUAAUUCCCGCAACCCCCCCACCCCCCAAAUAAAACCAUCCAGCGAAACUACCGAUGGUUAAAAAAAAAAUAAAAAAAACCACAUCCAUUCCCGCCGAUCAAUUUUUGUAAUCAAAUAUUAUGUUUACACGCCUGCUGUCCUUCUCGAAAGGAAAAAACGUAUAUUUCACGCGCCGUGAAUUUUUGAAUCACGCGCACGAUCUGGUGAUUGCACACUACUCUAUACAGUUGGUAUCACGCCUUUUAACGGAUAAGAUUGUAAAGCCUACGCACAUUUAUUUUUAUUUUUGUAGCCUUGACUAUUGCUUUUAUCUCAUGCCAUACUAUUUUUGAUAGCGAUUUAUAUUUUUUGAAAAAAUAAACGAGGAGGUACCUCUUGGUCAGAAAA